AGCUCGCGCGGAUGACACGUACGAAACUAUCGCGUACAGAACGCGUCCGGUGCGGAUAUCAGGCGGGUGGAUGAGGAAGACGUGGAGGGAGGAAAGAAGUUCUCGGAAGCGUCAGGAGUCAGUCUUCACCCUUUUCGCUGUAUCCGGAAUGCGGUGCAGCUGUGACAUCUCGCACCCCGAGAAGAUCGCCCAAGAAGCUCGUCAUCUUAAACCUGUGCACGGUAGUGACGGCUUCUCGUCAUGAAACUUGGAUAACAUACGGUGCUGACCAUAUCGAAGAACCAGUGACAGCUAAACGUACCGAAGUUCCAUCGUUCUUCGGCCUCUGGCCGAAGUGACAAAUGUUCAAUGUCCGGUCAAACGAGAUCGAUUGAGCGUACAAGUGACAUGGACUAAUUUAUAGCUUUUGACCUGGACUAAUUUAUUGGAAAGUGUCGGAAGUCGUAUUACUAUAUAGCUAUACUUAACGCGAAAUGCGCCAUCGUUCUUGAUAAUGAAUUCAAUCAGAAGAACGUGAAUUUAAUCAGAAAAAUUCAAUCUACUGGUAAGGGAGAGUGAUAUUAAAAUACUUAGACAAUUUUGAAAGAAGAUCGGCGAUCGGUGAAAUAAAAGCAAAAGUGAAGCUUGUCAAGGGAUUUGAGAGUCUGAGUUGAAAUUUGCGAAGAAAUUGUUUGCCUAGAACAACUAGGUGCCUCAAAAUAGAAAAAGAAAAGACGAAGACGUUUUGAAAAAAAUUUCAUCGUCAUUUCAAAAACUCUUAUUGAUGUGUGAUUCCCAAGUGUCUAGUGUCAUUCAAAAUAAAACUCUUUUAAAAAGGAUUUUUAAAACGAGUUUUUAGCAACUCGAAGACUCUUUUUCCGUGUUCAAGGUUCUAACAAAAAGACACCAUGUUGGAAUUCUAUCCUCCGGCACCUGGUUCUUUCAAUCGUCAAAGUGAACCCGGUCAGCCUUUGCCGACGGCGACGGUUCCACCUAUGCCUUUCCGGCCUACAUCCGAUAAUAAUAACGCAGAGCCGUCCGUUUCCGUAAAGACGGAAUCCGGUCUUCUGGAGACGAUUUGCGCCGGCUGCGGCCGCACCAUCGCCGACAAGUACGUGAUGAGGGUGGCCGAGAGGAAUUACCACGAGGAGUGCCUCUCGUGCACGGUAUGCGGCGCGAUGCUGUCGCACUCGUGCUUCAUACGCGACCUCAAGCUCUACUGCCGUUCCGAUUACGAGAGGAUCUUCGGGGUGAAGUGCGCGCGUUGCAUGGAGAAGAUCAGCUGCUCGGAUCUGGUGAUGCGGCCGGUGUCCGGCCUGGUGUUCCACGUGGAGUGCUUCGCGUGUUGCAUGUGCGGCCAGCCGUUGCCGAGGGGCGCCCACUAUAUCCUCCGACAGGGCCAGCCGAUCUGCAGACGGGACUUUGAGCACGAAUUAUUUCUAAAUAGUCCGCAAGAUGACGACUUAUUGGACGAGAAUCGACCACGAGACGGCCGUCGAGGUCCAAAACGGCCGCGGACGAUACUCACGUCGGCCCAACGACGUCAAUUCAAAGCGUCUUUCGAGGUGUCCCCGAAACCCUGCAGGAAGGUGCGAGAGGCCCUCGCCAAGGAUACUGGUCUCAGCGUGCGCGUGGUCCAAGUCUGGUUCCAGAAUCAGCGAGCAAAGAUGAAGAAGCUUCAGCGAAAGGCCAAAACCGAGCCGGGAUCCGACAAAGAACCGAAAGAGGAGCGAAGGACGGAAAGUCCGCAUAGCGAUCACAGUCAUUACUUGAACGCCCUGAACAUGCGCGAUGGGGAAUCUUCUAGCUUCCCCUCAGCCACCCAACCGCUCAACCCCAAUAACCCGUACUCGCCCGACGACGCAUAUCCAGGGCAUUCGGGGGAGAGCUUCUGCAGCAGCGACUUGUCUCUAGAUGGGACAGACGGCGGCUUUGACAUCGGCGAAAACGACGGAGGCGGUGCGGACGGCAGUCACCAGGGUGCUUCGCAUUCCCAUCACGGCUCAUCAUCGCACGACACCCCGUCGCUGUCGCAAAGCCUGCACGCGGCUAUUCACAAUCCGAUCGACAAACUGUUCAUGAUGCAGAGUAGUUAUUUCAGUGGUGAUCACGCGUAAUCCAAAUUUUCCUUUCCUCGAUCUCGCGUCGCUUAUUUCGCCCUCCUCAUCGUCCCCAUCCUCCCUUUUCUGUAUCUCUCCCUCGCGUGUCGUGUCAAUCGGCUUUGUUGCGUCAACGAAGGAGUCGACAUUGCAUUUCAUUCCUGUAUCCAGGUGAUCGCGACGAGAUAAAAAUAGAUAUUUUUCGUUAUCCACGCGACUUGUCAUUAAUCCAUUUCUAGUCAACAUCUUGUACAUUUUAUUUUUCUACUUGAUAUGCAAAAUAUUUCUAAAUUUCUUUAAAAAUUUCGUGAUGUGUGUUGACG
Molecule: messenger RNA, 2401 nt
Organism: Camponotus floridanus (Florida carpenter ant)
Lineage: Eukaryota; Metazoa; Arthropoda; Insecta; Hymenoptera; Formicidae
Gene: Lmx1a
Product: LIM/homeobox protein LMX-1.2
Exons: 5
Coding region: 888-2096 (402 amino acids)
Biological process (GO): regulation of transcription by RNA polymerase II; neuron differentiation
Cellular component (GO): nucleus
Molecular function (GO): RNA polymerase II transcription regulatory region sequence-specific DNA binding; DNA-binding transcription factor activity, RNA polymerase II-specific
Source: RefSeq, a predicted model, not a curated record